GGCCGCUGCGCCGCGGUGGCUGCGGUUGCUAUGGCGAGGCCCCGCCCCCCGCUGACGCGCGCUGUGACGCGCGGUUGGUGGAGGAGGGCGGAGGGGGCGGGGCGGCGCGGCUCCAGGGCGCCGCAGACAGACUCGAGCCGCCGCUCGCGCCGGAGCCGCCACUGCCGCCGCCCCCCGCGCCCAGCAUGGUAAUGGCCGAGCCCCGGCGGCCCCCCCCGCUGCUGCCUCGCGGGCUCGGGCCCGUCCGCGUCGGCUUCUACGACAUCGAGGGCACGCUGGGCAAAGGCAACUUCGCCGUGGUCAAGCUGGCGCGGCACCGCAUCACGCGCAGCGAGGUGGCAAUAAAAAUCAUUGACAAAUCUCAGCUGGAUGCUGUAAAUCUGGAGAAGAUCUACCGAGAAGUACAGAUAAUGAAAAUGCUUGAUCACCCACACAUUAUAAAGCUCUACCAGGUGAUGGAGACUAAAAGCAUGUUGUACCUUGUGACAGAAUUUGCCAAAAAUGGAGAAAUUUUCGAUUACCUUGCCAGCCAUGGCCGUCUAAGUGAGUCUGAGGCCAGGCGCAAAUUCUGGCAGAUCCUCUCAGCAGUAGAGUAUUGCCAUGGUCGAAAGAUUGUUCACCGUGACCUGAAGGCUGAAAAUCUUUUGCUUGACAACAACAUGAACAUCAAAAUAGCAGAUUUUGGAUUUGGAAAUUUCUAUAAGAGUGGUGAGCCUCUGACGACAUGGUGUGGAAGCCCACCAUAUGCAGCCCCAGAAGUCUUUGAAGGACAGCAAUACGAGGGACCCCAGCUGGAUAUCUGGAGCAUGGGUGUAGUUCUUUAUGUUUUGGUCUGUGGAGCAUUACCUUUUGAUGGACCAACUCUCCCCAUACUGAGGCAGCGAGUUCUUGAAGGAAGGUUCAGGAUCCCUUAUUUUAUGUCAGAAGAGUGUGAACAUCUGAUUAGAAGAAUGUUGGUCCUAGACCCAUCCAAACGGUUAACUAUUGCUCAGAUUAAGGAGCAUAAGUGGAUGCUUAUAGAAGUUCCUGUACAGAGACCUAUUCUUUAUCCACCAGGAGAGGAGAAUGAGCCUUCCAUUGGAGAGUAUAAUGAACAGGUCUUACGGCUAAUGCACAGCCUUGGAAUAGACCAACAGAAAACUAUUGAGUCUCUGCAGAACAAGAGUUAUAACCACUUUGCUGCUAUCUAUUACUUGUUAGUGGAAAGACUCAAGUCACAUCGGAGUAGCUUCCCCGUGGAACAGAGACUUGAUGCUCGCCAGCGUCGGCCAAGCACCAUCGCUGAGCAGACAGUAGCCAAGACACAAGCUGCGGUACCCUCAGUUACCUUGCAUUCACAAAAUGCAAGGUUGUUGCAGUCUCCGGGUCUUCCCUCAGCUUCAGGAGCAGACGCCUUUUCAUUCCCUCCAUCCAGCUGCCAGGGAGAGACAGCAUUUAUGGAGGAAGAAAGAGUUGAGACACCAAAGAUAAAUGGCUGCCUGCUAGAUCCUGUACCUCCUGUGGUGAUUAGGAAAGGAUGCCAAUCACUACCUACUAGCAUGAUGGAAACUUCAAUUGAUGAAGGAAUAGAGACAGAAGGGGAGUCAGAAGAUGACCCUGCACAGGCAUUUGCAGCCCUCCAAGCAGCUCGCUGUGGGAAGCGACGUCACACUCUGGCAGAAGUUACCAAUCAGCUGGUGAUGAUGCCAGGCACAGGGAAAGUCUACUCAUUGGAUGAAAACGCAUCUCUGGGCAGUAUCGAUUCAGAGUACGGCAUGGGAUCCAUUCAGAGAGAUAUUAAAUUCCUGGAAGACACCCCUUCCUUGAAAGAAAUGGUGCUAACUAACCAACAAGCACCCAGAAUGACAACACCUUUCAUAGGUCUGAGACCUGCUAAUCCAGCCAUGCAAGCACUCGCCUCCCAAAAGCGAGAAACCCACAACCGCUCUCCUGUCAGUUUCCGAGAGGGGCGCAGAGCUUCUGACACAUCCCUCACACAAGGAAUUGUAGCAUUUAGACAGCACCUCCAGAAUCUGGCACGAACCAAAGGAAUCCUGGAACUGAACAAAGUUCAGUUGCUGUAUGAACAGAUGGGAUCAGAAGAAGAACCCUCUCUGACAUCAACUGCCACCCAGUUUCAGGACCUCAUUAAUAGUCCUCCAGAGGAGGAAGCAUCUCAGCAGCAGCAGGAAGCUGCAUCUGCUUUCCCUAAUGGUGCACAUCCCCCAUUGUUAUCCAGACGGCAGAGCUUAGAAACACAAUACUUACAACACAGGCUCCAGAAACCCAGUCUACUAUCAAAGACUCAGAAUACUUGCCAGCUAUACGGCAAAGAAUUGCCCCGGAGUCUGGAACAGCAGUUACAGGAACACAGGCUGCAUCAGAAGCGACUCUUUCUCCAGAAGCAGUCCCAGCUGCAGGCCUAUUUUAACCAGAUGCAAAUAGCUGAGAGCUCAUACCCAAGGUCAAGUCAACUGCCAAUUUCAUGCCAGGAGGAGCAACAGCAGCAGCAGCAACCAACCCAGUUCAGCUUGCAGCAGCCUCUGAGCCCUGUGAUGGAGCCUUCCUCAGAACAAAUGCAAUACGACCCCUUUCUCAGUCAAUACCAGAAGGUACAGCUGGAUCCACUGCCGCCCUCCCAGAUCACCAGCUCAUCACGGUUGUCAUCACCAGUUCAGGUGCAGCAGCCGCCACAGUCCCUACAAUAUUCAUAUCAGACUUGUGAAUUGCCUGUUGUCACCUCUUCUGAGCCAGACUACCCAGACCAAUGCCAGUAUUCCAUGGACCCAGCACAACAGAGCAGUGUAGCAUUGCCUGACAGCCAGAGCAGCUCAGCGUCUCACGAGUCCCAGUCAAACUAUGACGCAUUAACCCUCUCAGAAUUGCCUGGACUCUUUGAUUGUGAAAUGAUGGAGACUGUAGAUCCCCAGCACAGUGGCUAUGUCCUGGUGAAUUAAUAUCAUGGGGUGACUAACAUGGGAGUGGAAGACAGGACAAGCGGAGAAGCAUGUGAAUUUUUGUUUUUUGUUCCUACCCCAAAGUUCACAGCAAUUUUUCAAUCCUUGAAUUAACAGGGGAGCUAAAAAUCCACCUGACUGGAAAAAAAAAAGCAGGAGGUGGCAAGAAGUGUCUUGCUGGUGGCAGGGGCUAGAGAAAGAUAGUGCAGUUUCAUCCCACAAAGAACUAGUUUGCAUAGAAGAAGGCAAAAAAAGUGAAUUUUAGAGGAAGGAAAUAACCCCUUCUAAAAAAAUUGAGGAAUUUGUCAGCAUUCAUCUAACAUUCACUUGGAGAAACGAGAAUGAGUGCACAUUGUAUUGUACUUCUUGGCAAUAAAAGCAAUAGUUUUCAUUGAAAUUCAGGGUAGAUUUGGGUCUGCACUGAUGGCAACUGUAAUACUCUUACAACAGUAGUGUGAGGUGGAAUUAAAGGAAAGUUGCACUUUGGAAUCCCAUUGCUGGUUAAGCUACUGAUCUGGAACUACUCCAUGGUAAGUCUCCAAGAUCACCAGACAUCUCAGGCAGCCUCCACUUCCUCCUGCUAGCAAGUAAACUGUAUUUCCCAAGCUUCCCAAGGAACUCUUAAUUGCCCACUAAGGGAACCUUCUGGAUCUCUGCUAAGUGACACCUUGACUUUGUCAAAAGAUAUCUGACACUGACACAGGGCACCACAGUUAUUUGUAGAGGCCUCUGGGUGGGGAUGAGAUACUAAAAGAUAAGCUAACAGAGAGAGAGAAGGUAAGAAGUACCAGGGGCGGGGGGGGGGGGGGAAACACACACAACCAAGAGCUGCAGCCAAUGGCAUUUUAAAAAAAAAAAAAAAAAAGCAGCUACCUGGAUGGCUUUUGAAAUCAACCCUUUUUGCAGGCAGGCCUUUGUGGAGGGCUCUGUCUUGGAGAAGUUCCAAUCACUGGAAAGGAUCCAUCUGUCGUUCUGUUGCAUUUUAAAAACAAGCAAACAAACUGUGUUUUAAAUUUGCAGUAUGUGUUGCUGGUGGUUUAUUGAGCUUUGUAUAUUUGGACAAUUAUUUAGGGUUUUAGAAGUUAAGGAUAAAAACAAUGAGCUUAAAAAAACCCCUGUGAAGUGAUAGUGCUGUGCCUUUUUCAGUUCUUUAUCAGCCUAUAUGCUUUUUUCUGAAGAAAGUAGACAAUACCCCAUUUAUAUCCUUGCUGUAGCCAAAGUCCCUUCAGAGCACACGUUCCACCAUGUGGAACAUAAUGUUUAACUUUCUUAGUGUUUUGAUUGCUCAUGUAUAUAUAACAUUGAAAGUAUUACAGCAAUAUUUAGCAUCACAAACUGUUGAUGUAUCAACUGUUUCAAGAAAUACUAAACUCAACAAGCAGUUUUAUCUCCAAAACUUUCCAGUCAUGAAAUGCAAGUCAUAGGAAAAUUGUUUAGGAAUCUGCAGAAAGUUUAGAUCUUUAGUUUGGGUUUUGUCUCUAGCCUUUAAGUAUUGUGAGACAUUACGGGAUGAUAGACAAAUGAGGUUCACAGCUAGACCGUUCGGCCCUUUUCUGAGCAAAGAUUAAGCACAAUUGCAGAUUCAUUAAAGCACAAAGAAUGGCAGAGAAACUGUGCUGAUUGCAUAUGUAGAACACACCACUGUUUGCCGAAAAGUUUGGUGAGCUAAGGUCUUUGAUACUACAAAUAAUGAGGGUGUAGUCACCAAACUCAAAGUUUGGGUAUUAUUCAGGGCAUGUGGUCACUUAAAAAUGGAAUGAGUUGAAGAUGUAAUAGAAGGAUGAAACGAACAACAUACUUCUGGUAUGUUGGUUCAUCUGUGUUUGUCACAUCACAGAUCCAACCAAGCUAGAAAAAGGAGUUCUCAAAGCUGCUCUUUUUUCCUUCACUAGAAAGGUGGAUAAUCAGCCAGCAUUUACAGCAAUAAGACCGCAUUUACAUAUGGAAUAGUAAGACUUUAGUCACUGCGUUGUAGGCUGUGUGAAGGAGGAAAGGGUUUAAUAACUGAGAGAAGGCACCUUGUUUCUUGUAUACUACGAUUAGAGAGGCAACUCCUGUUGCUAUGUAGCCUGCUCUGAUAUCAGUCCAGUUGUGCAGCUGGACUCAAUUCAUUAGUGCUCAGCUUCUACCUCUGAUAUCACAGUGAUUCUCAAGGCAUCAGCAAAAGGGAGUUUAAAGAACAGGGAUCACAUCCAUACACUACUUAUGUGAUGCAAGAUAGAGAGGGCUAGAAAGCUCUACUUUAAAUAGCUGGUAUAAAAAAGGUUUUUAUUGUGUCCUUUUCCUUCAAAAGGAAACUCAUCUGACACAGUAAAUAGCUAUGGAACACAGAAACACCUUAAGUGACUAGCAAAGGGAAGGGAAAUGGCUUGACAAGUACUGCGGUAUAGCAGACCAGGCAUUUCACUACUGAAAAAAAAAAAAAAUAAAAAAGAAGAGAGAGAGGGGCAACAAAGAGUCCUGGCCUUUCAUUCCUUCUUCCCUACCCCACAGCAUAAUAAACACUUUCUGGAAUUUUAAUAUCUGACCAGGCACUCAAGGAACUACGUGGUGAAAAUUGCUAACAGGGCGCACACCACCUAUGGACCUAUGGAGACAGGCUCAGUUCUGCUCCAGAAGCUGGGUUACUGCUAUAACCACUUCCUUCCCCAUCCAACUCCAGGAUACUGUACACUUCAGGACUCAAAGAUAAAAAUAAUACUGGUUUUGAGUUUUGCGAUUCAUUUAUCAGGAUGUGCCAACUAGUCUAAGCUCAUUUGAGCUUUGCAGUGCUGGUAAAGGGGAAGCUACAGUGUUUUUUAAUGUAGUUUAGACUGACACUUCCCCUCAACCAAAAGCAUAUUUAACUUUUCAUGUAAUUUCCUUUAAGCCAAUUAGAAUAAAAGGCUUCUAGUGCCUUCUAAUAGGGCAGAGUAUCCAUUGGGCACCACUUCGUACUACUUUGAAGUGGCUUUUUUGUUCAAAUCUGUUAUGUCUAACAUUAGAGAACUGUGUACACUACUGUUAGAGUAAUUAUUAGCUUUAUUAUCUUGUAUUACAGACUCCUUUGAAGAGACUUUGGUGUGAUGUAUAUGGGGUAAAAAUUUCAUAUGGAGAAAAGUGCAAUAUGUGUGUGUGGUACGUUCUUUAAUGUAUUUUUUUAAUGAGUUAGAGGGUUUAGUCUCUGCUUUGGGAUAAAUGCACUAGUUUUGUGAGCUCCAGUUUAGCAAAUUCAUCUGUAGUAUUUACAUGCAACUGAUAUGCUGGACUCUGUAAAGCAAUUACAGUGUAUUAAUACAAAAUAAAGAAUACGUGCAUUUCAUUUUUAAAUAUCUAGUGAGCUAGAGCAGCCCCUGCCACUCUUGUGUUCUUAGCAGCCUCUUUAUGUAUUAUAUUGAGGUCAUUUUCUCUCUGAGGUACCAAACUACAAAUGACAAGAAAAGGAAUGUCUGCUGCAAAGGCUGAGUUUUCUAGACUGAAGUUUGGUUCCUAUCAUUUUGAUGUACUUGGGGUAGAUACCACUGACUUUUGAAGGCAAAUAUGAAUGGACAAAGCAUUUUAAUAACUUCAACAAAAAAAGCUGCAUUUCUUUACUGCCUGCUAUGCCAUGGAAUGUCAAACACUUCAGGGGCACGCCUCCAACACAGGCAAGAUUACCGGUCAGUGGUGUAUCACCUUGACUUUCAAAGAGGAAGGUUAUUCUAUACUACAUAUACACACUAUAUACAGUAUUAGUUUUGACAUUUCUCAACAUUAAUCAGUAUACACUAUCCAAAAGCAGUUUAAUGCUGGCCAUAUAAUGCUAAACCCUAGGAGUACUGUGUGAAGGGGAUGGGGGGACUGGGUCCCUAGUACCAUCAUCACAGCAUCCCACCAUGUCAUCCCAUGCUCCACUGAGAAGUACCAGACUGGGUUCGACCAGAAAAAGCACUUGCAGAAGGAGCUGCUUAGGAUCAGAAUUAUUACCUCACAGAAAGAAUCAAGAUUUUUCUUUUAGACAUCAUAGUAGAACAGUUUCCUCAAGACUCCAAAGUUACUGUGCAAUUUCUUGAGCUUAGAUUUUUUUUUGUCUGUUUCCUGUUACAUCGAGUGCAAUUAAAAAGAAAGAUUGUGUCCACAAGAAAGAUCUCCUUACCUGCUUUUCUAUUUUCUACAUUUACCUGUAAAAACAUUCCUUCUCUGUACAUCCUCUACAAUAUUUGUUUUAGCAGCUCUGCAAUGCAAAGCAGUUUAGGACAGGAUAGGGGAACCUCCAUGGGGGGGGUUGGCAGUGCUAAGUUAAUGGUUGGACUCAAUGAUCUAAAAGGCCUUUUCCAACCAAAAUGAUUUCAUGAUCCUGUAACCUCAAAAGAUUAGAUCAACUCUUUGCUGGGAAAAAACAAAGCUCCUCCAUUUCUCACUAAAAGAAACAGACCCAAAUAAAAACACUGGCCUAAACUCUUUAACUUAAAUCUCUUUUCUCUGUUGAGAAAAAGGUUGGGGCGGGGGGGGGGGGAAGAUAGGUCCCUGUUACAGCCAUUCUGGAUAGCAUAGGAGCAGUUAUUAGGGAACUGAGAGCAGAUUUUUUUUUUUUUUAAACUUACUUUCCAUUGAUUUAUUUUUUCAUAAAAAAGGCAAUUGGAUAAGGACAAUCUGAUGCUAUAGCUAUGGCUAUACCAUGCAGCAUCACUUGCAAUGGUUGUAUUUCCAUAGGUGUCAGUAUCACAUGGGGAUUUUACUGACUCUCCUAAAUAAAGAGAAUUUUGGAAAACUACUCAUGCAACAGCAAGUUACAACUAGGUUCUACUGAGCUAGUUAUGCUACCAGUUGCCAAGAGGCUGUAUUUCUGCAAUCCACAUACAUACACACAGAGUUUAAGGCAGACCAAAGAAUCAAGGCAGUGCAUGGGACGCUGCAGUCUGUUGUGGAGACUGGAAAAAUGAAUGCCACAAGAUUGUUACAGUACUUUCCUUAAUAGAAGACUCAUUCAAAAUGACUUAAGAUGACAUCAAGGAACAGUAGGCAAAGUUGGGGAAAAAUUUUUUUCUGUGGAAUCAGUAACAGGAUUACCCAUGUUUUCUGCUCGCCUCCUCCUCUGCUCAGACAGCAAGUUUGAAUUGGCCUGUAAGAGACCUCCUGAGAAGAAAAGUCCCAUUCUCAAGAAUACAAGACGACAUAGAUACUCAUAAAUUGCAUCCUGUUAACUACUUUCCUUAAAACCUUUUAUUCUGAUCUGGGGUGUAAUAGGCUUACUUUGGCUAAGACCAUCUAGGACUUUACUCUUAGGAAAGGCUUCUUUACUCUAGAACUAUUAGCAACAGCAGUGAAAAAUUCAUCUCACCCUGUUGCUUGAAGCACUAUACCACUGUCCUGUUGAGAAUGAAAACUGAAAGUGAACCAUACCUGUUCUCUGGCAAUUUAGGCAGAAAGUUUACAUUCACAGAGAGAAUGGGCAAAUCCAGAAGAGGCUCUGUGGAAAAGCAAAAUAUCAUGCUCUUCACAGAGGAAGCAUCAGAGACCAGAAGAUAACUAACAUAGGGAAAAUGUUACAGUUCUUCCAUAGGACUGCAACAACAGUUACAUGACACAAAAGGUCAUGAUGCGUGUGUACAUGGGGCAGGGAGGGGAAAUCUCAACAGCGCUAGCAACACUUGUGACCCUCAGGAUUUAUUGAGGAAACCCUUCCAAUAGGAAGAAAAGUGUGAUGCUCAGAGAUGUCAAGCAAAAAUUAGCUUAGUACCCAGCAGAUUCACCUAUCUGAAACUGCCGUCCCUAUUGCAUUUGUGCAACUGGCCAUGAACAGCCGCAGCAGAGCAGUCAGUAUGACGCACCGGGACACAAAACACUUUGCAACAGAAUUAACAGCUUGGUUUGUAACAGUACUAACCAACUGACCAUCUUCCACAUUCUCAUGAAUCAGAAGUGCCAAGAAGCCUUCAGACUAUGCACCCGGACAGAAUACCACUAAUGCUGUGCCUUAACUCUACGCCAAGCUCGACACAUUCGACAUAGGUCUCAUGGCUGCUUUCCCACAUACCCCGCUUCUCCGCUGACUCCUAAAACUCCUCAUACAGUCCUGGGCAAUGAUCCAAGCAAUAAGGGUGAAGUGCCGUUGUCUGCCUGCAUGCCCCACUUAAGCAGAGAACACAGGAUGACUCUAGCUGCGCAGGGACAGGGACUCUUACUCACUCCUUCCCCAACAGCAGCACAAACGGGCUACAUACAGGACAGGAAAAAAGAAUGCAGAUGCACUUUCCAAUACAGAUAUAGUCUAUCACUGCUAGCAGUCAAAGCAAAACCAGAGAAGGUCACGCCUUAAGGGGUUACCUCAACUAACCUUAUAAGCUGUCUGGAAGACAUGACGCUCCCGUCCCCCCACAAAAUGCAAAGGCUAAGCCCUCCUUAUCCCAGUGGAGCCAGGAGAAAGCCCUCCCCCUCACUGGAGUAAGUUCUGACUUACAGACUAGGUCAGAGCCUUUAAAUCCCUUGCAGAGUUGCAGAGCACAGCAUUUCUCUGCUGGGCCUGAGGCCAGCAGAGCUUUCCUUUUCAGCGUUAUCUGGCUGACAGUGCUCAUUUAAGUCCCUGGCAGAUGGAUCAGCACCGAGGCUGUCACAGGAACACAAUACACGAGGUAGCAGCCAACUAUCAGCACGGUUUAUGCAUGAGGUGAAAGCAGAAUGCAUGCACAUCUCUUCUGCUGAUUAGGCUUUUACAGUUUCAGUGUAGCUUUAAAACUGUGUCUGAAUUCAGUGCAUAACGUCUCUAUGGUCAUGAGCUUUGGCCUCUGUUCACCUUGCACCAGAAUCCUAAACACAUUUGGGAUAAGCCUUGAAAAGCUUCAUCCCCAAGUCCUUUUGGUAUACAGCAAAGCAAAGGGGUUGGGGGGGGAGUGGGGGGGUGUGUUAGUUGAAGGAAGAGUGGAGAGAAAGCCCAUGAACUGCUGCAUUAGAAAGAGGGAAAGGAUGAGUGUCUAGGAGAGGGCUGCAGGAGUAGAUAGCCCCAGAUAGUCUCAGUGAUAGCUCAAAAAGACACAAACCCCCACCCACACAUGCACUGCAAAAACCUGAUGCUCUGCACGUACAGAGCAGGAAGGACUUCUGCAGACCAGAAUGCAGACAUAUGGCCAGAAAAGCUCCAACAGCGAUACAGCCAACAGCUGUAAGCUUUAGUCUUACAAGGCUUCAGCCAAAUCUAGACACUGUUCCUCCUAGUACAGGCAGAUACUUGGACAGGUGAAGAGCACCAAACAGCAACAAGGCUGCAUGCAUUUACCUGGAGCUAUACUGACUUGGGCACUGCAAGGAUGCACCUACCCAGCUGCAAGACAGAGUUGGCCAGUUUCCUGAAACAAGGUAAGACCAGGUUUGUCGGCUGAAGAUGAAGUCUCCCUCCCCAGCUCUGCUUGCUGAGGUACUAACUCAGGAUUAUCUGAAACAUCAUAGGCAAGCUGCAAAGCUCACAGCAGAGUUCUCAGAUAAACAGCAUUGCCCAGUCCUGGGCAGCCCAGAGGAAUAAUCCACAUUACAGCCAUGCUUCUUCCCAGUUUGUGUCAAGCCCUCCACCAGCUACAUACAUGUCAGGGAAUUGUGAUGGCUGGAGCCAAACACAGCACUGACAGGAGUCAUCUGCUUUACAGUGACAGCCAGGGCAGGACUGUUUGCCUGCAAAUACAAUCUAGUUUCCUUCCUACAGCUCCUCCCAAGAGGCAGACUUUCUCCCACAGCAAAACAUCAGGCCCAUAAAAGCAAGCACCAGAAUAACAAACGCUUCGCCAGCACCUGUUCUUGACAGCCCCAACACCCUGCAGCACAAACAAGGACCAGUUUAUUUCAUGCCUACCGCUGAGCAUACCUUCACCUAGCCCUUGUGAGGUGGCAAAUGCAAUCAACAGAACAGAGCUUGAAGUUGAAGAGCAGUACACAAGCGAGGCAAAGCACUGUCUCAGGCCACGACAGAGACUCUGGAGGUUUUAUCUCCUGAUGAACUCUCCCAUUUUCACUGGACCGCAUGCGUUUUAGGUUCAGUUCUUCUUUGCCCCUUCUCAACUCAGCCUCCUGGAGAUGAGGGGACUGUUCCCCUCCUGCUGCCUGCUGUCUAGAGAAACGUGAUAUAAACAUGAAGGCUGAAGGGAAUGGAGAAUGAAUGGGACCAUCCAGGUGUGAAAGCACUGAAAGGAACAAAGCGUGGGAGAAGGGCUUUGACAAUAGAAGCUGUAGAUGGCAUCUAGACUAACAGGACAUUCGGAUCCCAGCACACGGCAAGUUAAUCCUCACAGCUCACAGGAUAAGUGAGGAGUAGAGGAGCGAAGCAGAUUGAGAGACUGAUCCCUGUGAGCUCCUAAGGGGUCAAAAGGUAUUUCCAAAACCAGCAUCUCACUGCCAAUCUAAGAACCCAGGAGACAUAAGGAGGAUACCAUAUGCAUCACCCCUGUCUUCCAUCUCCAUCAUUGCAAAGAAUCCUGACCAGAUCACAUGGAUACACACACAUUGGUGCUUGUGAGCACGUGGGCACGAGAGUGCAAGCAAGAUCAAGUUCAUUUUGAAUUUAAAUGACAUUUUCCCCUCUUGUAAGAGCUCACAUUGUUGCAACACUAUUUUCCACAUCACCUGAAAAAGAACACAAGGUGCAGGUGGAAUGUGGAUAGACUUAAUUGCUAGACAACACAAAAGGGAAACACGUAUGCUAGGCUUUAUGCUAUGGCUGGUUUAGGAGAUAUAAGAAAAACAAACCAACCCACCGGUCUUUUCCUAAUGACUGUUAUUUCCUAAUGUGAAUGGAGCUGAUGGAUAGAGGGCUGCAUUACAUACAAAAAAAAAUAUUGUGGAUGUAUUUUGCAAUUAAUCACCACAUCAAAUAGCACCUGGAUCUACUUAAACUGGAACUGCUUAAAUAAAGAGUUGGCAGUCAAGUCAGAUGUGCACAUCCUGAAAGGCAGAGAGGGCUGCAUUUUGGCAGUUAUCUAGUAGAUUGGAAAAGGCUCAAACAAGUUUACGUCCCACACACAAAAAUAAGCAAGGAUUCAGAUAAUUUAUCGCCAAGACGGGCAGAGUGGGUCAACUGUUUAAAGGAUCUUAGAAGAUGUUUCUGAAGGAGCUGAUCCAAGAGAAGGACUUAUUGCUGAAGCAGUUUCAGACGUGCAAACCUGUCUGACAAUGAGGCGUAGUCUAGUAAAUACUGUUCUACGCAGACACAAAAGUGUAAAAUCUUUACUUUAAAUAAAGUAACUGGAGAGAAAGGGCAUCCUCUUGGUGUCUUCGAUGGGAUGCCCUCCUAAAAGGGUCAUGACACAGAGGAGAAUAUUCUCAGAAGCAGAGAGUUAAAACAAAAAGGCACAACAGCAACAGACUGAUGACAAUCAGACUUCACAAAUACUGAAGCAGGGAAUACAAUGUAAGAUGAGACUUGCAAGUAUAUUUAGAACUUAAUCACUUAAUUUGUAUUUUCUAAUGAGGGAGUAGAGCAUGACUAUUUAAUCAUUUAUAAGAACACCCUACACAUGAAAUUGAAGAAGAUUUAAGACUGAAUAUAAAAUUAUAGCAGAAAUUAGUUCACCCCUUCCUCCACUACCGGACAUUCAAGUUGCAAAACUGGAAAAUGGCGCAUACAUUCUGUAGCCCUCACCCUGAUGAGGACAAAAUACAAGGAACAUUGCCAAGCAGGUCAAUCGAGCGUAGAGAAUUGCAAGUUGAGACAACAAAAGCAUUGCAAUUUCUGCCGAUUCAGAUUAUUUUCUGAUGGGAAUAUUAUAUUGCAUGCUUGGAGUGGAGGUCAGAUGGCAGAAAGCUCAUUUUAAAUAUGAUGAAAUUCUAAUUGGGUGAAUCUCACAGGGAAUCAACUGUGAUUUGUACACAAAAUCUCAAAGGAAUAAGAAUCAGGAAAAUGAAUAGAGAAAUAAGGCAGAUUUAGCUGCUAAAGCAGUCUAGGGCACAUGGAACAACUAGUAAUGGCUGUUAUUUUGGCAGAACAGAAACAAGACUAAGGCAGAUAGGAAAAGGAGGAGUUGAUAAACUGAAGUCAUAACAUUUUACAUGAUAACUAGAAAAAGACAAGUAGUAGUGUGGAAUAGCAUAGGUAGAAACAGGUGCCAAGAGACUGGAUCCAAAAUUGAAAUGUGCAGAAAAAGAGGCAAGACAAAGUCAAGUCGCCUCCCUGUGCCACCCCAGCAGGCUGUCAGACUGCGUGCACACUUAUGAGUACAUUUUAUAUGUAAGUGGACAAAAGCAGCCCAGUGCAAUGAACAUUGUCUGGUAGCAAUUCCUUGUUCAGAGGGGUUACAGAGCCUUCCAGCGUUCAUACGUGAGAAGUAGGAGACUCUGGAGCGUGUUUGAAACUGACACCCCAAACCCCCCAAUCCACAGGCUAAAUGGGAAGGCCCUUUUGUAAAGAAACAGACCAGCCUCUGGCAUUUAAUACAAAUGACCCUCCUUAUAAACAAAUGCCACAGGUGAAGGAAGACACAAGAAAGAAACUGGAGCAGGACAAUCAGCAAGGAGGUAAAAAUAUGGGGGGUGGGGAGGAAAUCCCAUUUGAAAGCUUCACCAAUGAAGGGAAGCUUGCUCUCUCAGUGGGGAUGUACAUGCCUCUUACUGUUAAUGGGAAUUGCAAAAUAAUGAAUGUUUUUGCCUUCACUGCUUUAAGGAUUAUAGGAGGUGAUUGCAAAGCAUCUGUCUAUUGCUUACACCUCAAAAUACAGAGAAUAACACUGUGCCAUUGACUAAGGUUUCCAAGUCUAAUGGAAUAUUACUCUGUGUGGACUAAACACGAUAUUAACCUGAUUUGGACAGGUUAUUCUGAUUCUCAGUGGUUGAAAAUUAGCAGAACAAAGAGUAAUUAUAACAGAGCAUAGACAUCCAGACAGACUAAGAAAUUUUAGGUUAAUCUGAGUGUAAAAUCCCAAGACAACGGAAACUGAAACCAGGGAAGAGACAUGUCUAGCUUACAGUAUCCUCUAAUGUAAAAGGAAAGGCCCCUAAUGAAAAUUCAAACCUACAGUUUCAGCAACAGAGAAUACCAUUCAGGGCCAAUAGUUUAUUAUUCACAAGCUGACAUCGAACAGCAAAACUGCGUAUGAUGUUAGAAAACCAACAAAUAGUACAUAGGAUGAGAAGUUAAUCCUGGAGGCUCACAGAAUAAAGGGCAGGGGCCAGGAGGGGAGUAAAGAUUGAGAAACUGAACCUUGCCAGCACCUAAAGGGGUCACAAGGAAUAUGCUAAACCCACACAUCACCACCGAUCUAAGAAUAACUACAGAGGCGCAAGUAGGGUGGCCUAAGGCAGCAUCCCCGUCCUCAGCAUCCUUGCAGGGAAUCCCAGACAGACCACGCGGAUAUAUAUACGCAUCAUGGCAACAUGCUUACGAGCAUGCGGGUACAAGGGUGUAAACAAUUCAGUCAGGCUCCUUUUAAAAUAAAAUCACCUUCCCCUCCUAUAAGACUUCACACUGUGGUUUGCUAUAUUGCCACAACAUUAUUAUCCGCAACUGUUUCUAAACAAUAUAGCCUUAUGUGUGGGAUCUUCCCUCUCCACCAGCCAAAGACUGCAGCAGUAUGCAACAGGAACCUUCGUCACCUCCCACCCAAGCCUCACGAAGCUACAGAGAUGAGAGGGGCAGUUCAGCGUAUGGCUCACAGUGGCUUGUUUCAAAAGCUGUCUGCAAAUCCAGGUGGGCUGCUCUGCUCCAGCUACACUCAGCUCACAUCGAAGCAGCUUUUUCUAACCCAAACUGCUGGAGCCAUGCUUUUUAAUCAAAGCCGAGACCGAAGCACACAACAGCAGCGCCGCGUGAUAAUACCAGGAUGCCCAAAACACUCUGUCCAAGUCCAGUCUGUUGCUAAAAAGAAAAUGGAAUUAUGCUGUGAGACACACUGAUUUCCCUUUGUUCCUCUACAAGCACUGAUACCAAUAAAAGGCUAUUCAGGGAAAGGAGACUCAUACGCUAGAUCUUAUCCUUCCAGUUUACUUCUGAAGUUCUCUCCCUCCACUUUCCAGGGCUUUCCAGCAGGGAUUCAGUACAAUAUCCCUAAUGGGAAGGCUCCAUUUCCCAUAGAGCUAUCACUCAGUGUUAGGAAAGAGUUUAAAUAUGGUGGUUUGAGAAGAGAUCUCUUUGCUCAAAAAGGUACUUAAAUGCGGUAAUUUUCUGCCAGGAAAAUGCCAUAAUGUGGUUUUAUGUAGCAGUCCCUGCUGAACUGACUUAUCAGCAAAUAAAGGCUACAGUGUUUUGAUAAGAAUCCAUGUGGUGUUGGUUUGCAGAAUAGGAGCAAAAUGAGUUGCACACAGAAAGCUACUAGGAGGUUUGUUCCCAAAAUACUCACAAAUGGACAUUUACUUAGCUGAGAAUUAUAUGCUGAGUUCUGGAAAGGUUAGGUGCAUUUAGGGAGUUCAUAAGCUCUUUGCAGCUUGUCUCCUGCAGACUGCUAUAGCGGAGAGAAGCUGAGAGGGUGCAGCUGCUGACGUCAAUAGGGUAAAUGAUACCAUGUACUGAAAUCACCCGGGUAUGCAUUACCCUUUCCACAGAGCCUGCUGAGCACACUGUGCUGCAAAGCAGCCUGGGAAGCCCAGGUGUCUACUUGCAUGGAAAAUGCUACAUCAGAUCAAGGAAAUAUUCUUCAGGACCACCACCUCCCCCCCUGCCCCCCCCCCC
Molecule: messenger RNA, 15534 nt
Organism: Grus americana (Whooping crane)
Lineage: Eukaryota; Metazoa; Chordata; Aves; Gruiformes; Gruidae
Gene: SIK2
Product: salt inducible kinase 2
Exons: 15
Coding region: 186-2936 (916 amino acids)
Biological process (GO): protein phosphorylation; intracellular signal transduction; microtubule cytoskeleton organization
Cellular component (GO): cytoplasm
Molecular function (GO): protein serine/threonine kinase activity; tau-protein kinase activity; ATP binding
Source: RefSeq, a predicted model, not a curated record